This is a messenger RNA of Aspergillus affinis, 1392 nucleotides long. RefSeq lists its product as uncharacterized. The record is from RefSeq and is a predicted model, not a curated record. NCBI's taxonomy places the organism in Eukaryota, Fungi, Ascomycota, Eurotiomycetes, Eurotiales, Aspergillaceae. The transcript has 2 exons. Bases 1 to 1392 code for a protein of 463 amino acids.
AUGUCAGAACAAACUCAACCGACUGGGCAGGAAGCAGCACAAUCUCAACAAGAUAAUAAUGACGCAGCCCGAGCGACAGCUUUGACUCUCAAUGUAACUACUCCCACUAUUACUCCUACCGACACCAAUCCUGCGAAUACCAGUACUGUGAACAUCAGUACUGUGAACACCAGUUCUAGCGCUGCGGGCAACAAUCCCUCCAACGACGGUGUUACCCAGCCAACUCGGCCUUCGUCCUCGAUUUCUGAGUCUGGCAGUGUUUCAACAUCUACAACUAGCCCCUUGAGUUCUCCAUCCUUCACCCACUCAACUACGUCGGGCCUGCAGGGGUCUUUGAUUCCCACCUCUAGCAGCGCCGCAAGCACCCCCGAUACGAACCAUGCAAGUAGCAGUAUAAGCGAAGGUGGUCUUGCAGGGGCAAUCGUAGGCUCUAUAGCCGGGACAUUUCUUCUUACGCUCCUAGGCACUAUUUUGUUCCUUCGUCGCAGGCGAAACAACAAGUCCCACACAGAGGCGAAGGGAGGAAGGACGACGACCUCCGGCCCCGUGAAAGGACUGGGACAAAUCUACACUCAACCGACUUACUCAUCACUUCCUUCCGCGAAGAAAGUAGCACCGCCUGCUCAGUCGGUCUCGGUUGGGGCGCAAUAUUUGGACCUAUCGUCUUAUGUCCCACAGCCGGCAGAUGACGGCACGACGGCCUCGCGCAUCCAAACCCUCUUCGACAAGGCCAGUCUUCACAUCGACAAUUACUAUUCCACAGACUCUCCCAGACUUCGUUUGUCACAAGGAGGAGUAUCCCCCUUGAGCAUUGAUCACUAUGAGUCCGCCUUCUUGCCCGCCCCGCUGGCCGUCAUCCUCUCGAAACCACGAGCCGGAAGAGCCGUCCUGACACAUGUCCUGGUGCGAGCCCUUCUGCAGGGGAUCCAACCCGGACAACAUACCGAGUGCCUGCUCCCGACGCCAUACGCGUCUGGUCUGUCAGUAAAUACGAAUAACGAUGAAAACCGCCCCGUGUUCGCCUGGCGCAUGCUCACAGCAUAUCUCCACAGGACAGAACGUCCAGCUCAAAACUCACCGGAAUUGGCUCCCCCAGAGGACGUGAUCGAAUCCCUCGCCGAAAGAUUCUCGACCACGUUUGCCUCGUACGGCGGCUCGCAGUUCUCCGAUUCGGGCCGCCUGGCGCACCUGACUAGCGUGUUCCGAGCAGCGUCCGACCUGGGAGUUUGGCUGUUCUCUCAUCCGUGUACCUUUGAUUUCCGGUGGGAUAUAGAUUCAAUUCCUUUGGGCCAUGUGAUUAUUUUUCCGGCGGUAGUUAAGGUGUCUGAUGAGUUUGGUCUGCGGUUGUCGGCACCUCAGAUGUUAGUAGAGAGAACGGUGGCACGGGUUUGA